This is a messenger RNA of Peromyscus leucopus (white-footed mouse), 606 nucleotides long. RefSeq names its product aphrodisin-like. The coding region runs from base 316 to 606 and encodes 96 amino acids. The transcript is spliced from 3 exons. The record is from RefSeq and is a predicted model, not a curated record. NCBI's taxonomy places the organism in Eukaryota, Metazoa, Chordata, Mammalia, Rodentia, Cricetidae.
AUCCAAGAGUACAGUCUCAUCAUUGUCCUUCAAAGUUAUAUAAUGUGUUUCCUUGUGUAUUUGACAAUAAGUCACAUCACACCAGACUUCCCUGAAUGAAAAAGUCAUUGACAAAAUGUAACAGUGUCAAUCUAAGUCCUGGACUGACUGCCAAACAGGACACUCUGACAAAUAAACAAGCUUCCAAAAUGAACCACACUUUAUAUUGCAUUCGACCCAUGAAGGAAACAGAUGGAAAGUGUUUUAGUUGAUAUCCUCUGUAACAACUGAAAUACGGAUCAUUUCUCAAGAAGCUGGAAACCGAGACAUAGAAAAAUGAAGAUUCUUCUGUUAACUGCUGUCAUCGGCUUUGCUUGCACAGAAGAGCUUUUAGAAAAAUAUCAAACCCUCUACUUAGCAGCUGAUGAUUUAAAAUUAAUAGAGGAAAAUGGACCACUAAGAAUUCAUGUACGUCAUAUUCUACAACACAAUAAUUAUGAUGAAGUGUCCAUCACAUUUUAUAUCAGGCAAAAGGAAGGAUGCCAACUCUACACACUUCUGCUUCGUAAAUUUAUUACUUUCAUCGUAAGACCAUCAUGUGAGUAUCUUAUGCUUUCAGGUGACUAA